UACAUUUUUCUAUAGAAAACAUUUUUGCGUGCGCUACACAGAAAAUCGCAUAUUUUCAAUAGUUUUUCACAUUAUACCGAAAAUAAAUUAUAAAUUGCAGAUAUAUUAAAAUUUGCAAGCUAUUUAAAAGGUUUUUGGCGUGAACAGUAAAAUAUCUAUCCAGUUAGAUUGGUGGCAAGCUGCAGAAGCAUAAUCCGGCGCCAGUGAAAGGAAAAUAAACCAUGGCCGGCGACAGGAAGCGUCGCUCACGGUCGCGGGAGAGGAUCGACUUGGAUCGGGACCGAGGUGGAGGCGGCAGGGAUCGUUACCGGGAACGCGAAUACGAACGGGACAGAGAACGGGAGAGGUACCAGGACCGGGAACGCGAACGAGAUAUCCGGGAAAGGGAGCGGGAGCGCGAAAGGGAACGAGAACGGGAUCGGGCGCUGGAUAAGGCCAUUGCUAGGAAGAGAUCCCGUUCCCGAGAGAGGGAUCGUGACGAAAAGAAGCGGAAGGAUGAGAAGGACAAAAAGGACGACGACGUUGAGGAGGUGAAGGUUGAAGUGCCGAAAAAGGAGGAAAAGGCUAAGAAGGAACCGCUUUCGCUGGAGGAAUUGUUGGCGAAAAAGAAAGCGGAAGAGGAAGCCAGAAGUAAGCCGGUUUUCAUAACGAAGGAGCAAAGAGCAGCCGAAGCACUGAAGAGGAGGCAGGAAGAAGUAGCCGCAAUGCGAGCAGGGGCUUCGGUUGGAGUUCCCAAGUUCGGAGAUGUUCCGGUGACGACUUUGUUAAACAGGGAGAAGAAGGAUCCACUGGAAAAGUAUGACAGAAGAGAAAGGGAACGUGAACGUGAACGGGAAAGAGCAAGAGAUCGGGAAAGGGAGAGAGACGGGAAGGAGAAAGAUCGAGAUGAUGAUAAAAGACGUUCCACGACGGAAGACACAACAGUUAAGGACAAGGAAAAAGAGCAGGAAGCGAUUCGAGAACGUUAUCUGGGAAUCGUGAAGAAGAAAAGACGAGUCAGGAGACUGAAUGAUAGGAAGUUUGUCUUUGACUGGGAUGCUGCUGAGGACACUUCAAUAGAUUACAACAACCUGUAUAAGGAACGGCAUCACGUCCAGUUCUUCGGACGAGGAAAUAUUGCUGGAAUUGAUAUAAAAGAUCAGAAGCGUAAGCAAAGUAAAUUUUAUGGAGAUCUUUUGGAAAAACGUCGAACGGAUGCAGAGAAGGAACAGGAGAAAGUUCGUCUGAAGAAGGUCAAAAAGAAGGAAGACAAACAAAAGUGGGAUGAUCGUCAUUGGUCUGAAAAGGAUUGCGAUGAGAUGACUGAGCGUGAUUGGCGUAUCUUCAGAGAAGACUACAACAUUACAAUCAAAGGCGGUAAGAUUCCAAAUCCCUUCAGAAGUUGGAGUGAAACCGGAUUUCCAAAAGAAAUCCUGGACAUUAUCGAUAAAGUUGGUUAUAAAGAGCCCACUCCUAUUCAGAGACAAGCCAUCCCAAUUGGUCUUCAGAACCGGGAUAUUAUUGGUAUUGCUGAAACUGGUUCUGGUAAAACUCUGGCCUUCUUGAUUCCUCUCCUGACAUGGAUCCAAUCGCUUCCAAAGAUCGAUCGUUUGGAAACAGCUGACCAAGGCCCGUAUGCCAUCAUUUUGGCCCCAACUCGAGAAUUGGCUCAACAGAUCGAAGAAGAAACGCAAAAGUUCGGUCAACCAUUAGGCAUCCGUACGGUUGUCGUUGUCGGAGGUUUGUCUCGAGAAGAACAGGGUUUCCGGCUUCGACUUGGUUGUGAAAUCGUUAUUGCCACUCCCGGUCGUUUGAUUGACGUUUUGGAGAAUCGUUAUCUGGUGUUGAAUCAGUGUACUUACAUCGUUUUGGAUGAAGCCGAUCGUAUGAUUGACAUGGGUUUUGAACCAGAUGUGCAGAAGAUCCUUGAAUACAUGCCCGUCACCAAUCUCAAACCAGACACCGAAGAAGCUGAAGAUGCCUCCAAACUGAUGGAGAACUUCAACACCAAGAAAAAGUAUCGUCAAACUGUCAUGUUCACAGCCACUAUGCCUCCAGCAGUAGAAAGACUCGCCCGAACCUAUCUCCGGCGUCCGGCUACGGUCUACAUUGGUUCCGUAGGAAAACCCACAGAAAGAACCGAACAGAUCGUGCACAUCAUGACCGAAAACGAGAAACGCAAGAAGCUCAUGGAAAUUCUUUCUCGUGGAGUCGAACCUCCCUGCAUUAUCUUCGUCAACCAGAAGAAGGGAGCGGAUGUAUUGGCCAAGGGACUCGAGAAGCUUGGCUACAACGCUUGUACGCUUCACGGUGGCAAAGGUCAGGAACAGCGAGAGUACGCCCUGGCAUCGCUCAAGAACGGUUCCAAGGACAUCCUGGUGGCCACAGACGUGGCAGGUCGUGGUAUCGAUAUCAAGGACGUGUCCCUUGUCAUCAACUACGAUAUGGCCAAAACCAUCGAGGAUUACACGCAUCGUAUCGGUCGAACUGGUCGUGCUGGAAAGACGGGUUGCGCCAUUUCGUUCUGCACCAAGGACGACAGCCAUCUGUUCUACGAUCUGAAGCAAAUCGUCGUAGCCAGUCCCGUGUCGGUUUGUCCGCCAGAGUUGAUGAACCAUCCGGAUGCUCAACACAAGCCGGGCACUGUCGUCACGAAGAAGCGACGGGAGGAGAAGAUUUUCGCUUAAACGUAAGUCGAAUUCUUAGUAAUGUUUCCAUUUAUGCUUGUAAUAUUAUGAUUGUCCGAACUGUA
Molecule: messenger RNA, 2731 nt
Organism: Aedes aegypti (yellow fever mosquito)
Lineage: Eukaryota; Metazoa; Arthropoda; Insecta; Diptera; Culicidae
Product: probable ATP-dependent RNA helicase DDX23
Exons: 2
Coding region: 222-2666 (814 amino acids)
Biological process (GO): mRNA splicing, via spliceosome
Cellular component (GO): catalytic step 2 spliceosome
Molecular function (GO): RNA helicase activity; RNA binding; ATP binding
Source: RefSeq, a predicted model, not a curated record